AUGGCCAGCAGUGAUCAAGACUACCACUUUGCUUUAGAGAAAGGUUUACAAUGGUGGAUUACAAACAGUACUGCACCUCUUGGGAAGAACUUAUCUCAGCUGUUGAAAGUUUGUGGUGAUAAGGAUGUAGCUACUACACUGAGAGGACAACUAGAUAUUAAAUAUGAAGGAGAUCACAUUUCUACAACAAGUCAUAUUUUUGACUCUACUGUUGAUAUCAACUGUACACUAGUCAAUGAUAUCACUCCUCUUAUGAUAGCCUCAUCUUGUGGACAUAUAGAGACAGUAGAAGUCCUCUUACAAGGUGGAGCUAAGAUCAACAAGAAUGCAGAUGUUAAUGAUCAGGAUAAAGAAGGAUGGACUGCUCUAAUACUAGCUAGUCAAAAUGGUCAUUCACAGGUUGUUGAACUAUUACUCAAAAAGAAUGCAGAUGUUAAUAGAAACACUGAAAAAGGAUGGAACGCUCUAAUGAUAGCUAGUCAAAAAGGUCAUACCCAAGUUGUUGAACUACUACUUCAAGAAAACACAGAUGUUAGUGUACAGGCUACAAAUGGAGCAAAUGCCCUAAUGUUUGCUGUUGACCAAGGUCAUAUCCAGAUUGCUGAACUACUACUGAAAAAGACUGAAAAUGUUAACAUUCAAGACAAAAAUGGAAAUACUGCCCUAAUACUAGCUAGUAAAAAGGGUCAACUAUUUGUUGUUGAACUAUUGAUAAAAAAAAAUGCAGAUGUUAACAUUCAGAAGGAAGAUGGAGCGACUGCCUUAAUGCUAGCUAGUCAAAAUGGUCAUUCACAGGUUGUUGAACUACUACUCAAAGAGAAUGCAGAUGUUAAUAUUGUGAAGGAAGAUGGAGCGACUGCCUUAAUGCUAGCUAGUCAAAAUGGUCACACACAAAUUGUUGAACUACUACUCAAAGAGUGUGGAUAUGUUAAUAUUCAGAAGGAAGAUGGAGCAACUGCCUUAAUGCUAGCUAGUCAAAAUGGUCAUUCACAGGUUGUUGAACUACUACUCAAAGAGAAUGCAGAUGUUAAUAUUCAGAGCAAAGAAGGAGUGACUGCCUUAAUGAGAGCUAGUCGAAAUGGUCAUAACCAAGUUGUUGAACUACUACUCAAAGAGAAUGCAGAUGUUAAUAUUCAGAAGGAAGAUGGAGAGACUGCUCUAAUGUUAGCUAGUAGAAAUGGUCAUACACAAGUUGUUGAACUACUACUCAAAGAGAAUGUGGAUGUUAACAAAGUCGCUGAAAAAGGAUGGACUGCACUAAUGUUAGCUAGUCAAUUUGGUCAUACCCAAGUUGUUGAACUACUACUUCAAGAAAACACAGAUGUUAAUGUACAGGCUACAAAUGGAGCAAAUGCCCUAAUGUUUGCUGUUGAACAAGGUCAUACCCAGAUUGCUGAACUACUACUAAAAAAGACUGAAAAUGUUAAUACUCAAGACAAAAAUGGAUAUAGUGCCCUAAUGCUAGCUAGUAAAAAUGAUCAUAUACAAGUGUGUUGA
Messenger RNA from Gigantopelta aegis, 1497 nucleotides. RefSeq names its product ankyrin repeat domain-containing protein 29-like. Gene Ontology annotation, molecular function: protein binding. The record is from RefSeq and is a predicted model, not a curated record. Lineage: Eukaryota; Metazoa; Mollusca; Gastropoda; Neomphalida; Peltospiridae.